This is a messenger RNA of Syzygium oleosum, 1998 nucleotides long. RefSeq lists its product as uncharacterized. NCBI's taxonomy places the organism in Eukaryota, Viridiplantae, Streptophyta, Magnoliopsida, Myrtales, Myrtaceae. The record is from RefSeq and is a predicted model, not a curated record. Bases 45 to 1670 code for a protein of 541 amino acids. The transcript is spliced from 3 exons. Gene Ontology annotation, molecular function: acetylglucosaminyltransferase activity.
CUCCUCUCGCCGCGAUCGGGCGGCGGAAAUGAGCGUUGGCGGCGAUGGUGGCGAAGAAGGUGCAGACUCCCCCGCCGCAGCCGCCGCAUGCUCAGGACCACCGCCCCGAAUGCCGGGCCGUCAGGCCCCGCGGGAGCCGCCGGUGGCGCCAUGGGGGCGGCGGCGGCGGCGGCACCGGGACCGCCGCGGUCGCGGUGGCCGCGCUCCUGAUCUCCACCGCCGCGUGGCUCGCGCUCGUCUUCUCCGGCACCACGGCCCGCUGCUGGCAACGGUUGACGCAUUUUGAAGGCAGUCCUCGUUCCGUCUCGUGGCGGGGCCAUUACUCCUCCUCCGAUCGCCAUUACCCCGCUUCGUCUUCCUCGCCGCCGCCUCGUCCGGCGUCUCGCAAUGGCAGCCUCUCGGGAGCGAAGCCGAUCGCGGAGGAGUUGAUGCUGAACCACAUACUUUUCGGAAUCGCUGGAUCGUCGCGGUUGUGGAAGCGUCGGAAGGAGUACGUGAGGCUCUGGUGGCGACCUGAGGAAAUGCGCGGCCACGUGUGGCUGGACGAGCAAGUGACUCACGACGACGAUUCGCUGCCCCCGGUCAUGGUCUCGGAGGACAUCUCUCGCUUUCGCUACACAAACCCUACCGGCCACCCUUCCGGCCUCCGGAUCGCUCGUGUCGUGGCGGAGAGCUUCCGCCUGGGGUUGCCGGAUGUGCGGUGGUUUGUCCUAGGAGACGAUGACACUAUCUUUAAUGUCAAUAACCUUGUAGCUGUUCUUAGCAAGUAUGAUUGGUCUGAGAUGGUUUACAUUGGCGCUCCUUCGGAGAGUCACUCGGCGAAUACUUACUUUAGCCACAAUAUGGCGUUUGGCGGUGGUGGGAUUGCGAUUAGUUAUGCAUUGGCCGAUGCAUUGUCCAAAAUUCAGGAUGAGUGUCUGGAGAGGUACCCCAAGCUGUAUGGGAGUGAUGAUAGGCUUCACGCUUGCAUUUCUGAAAUUGGCGUUCCCUUGACGAGGGAAAGCGGCUUCCACCAGUGGGAUAUCCGCGGUAAUGCACAUGGCCUUUUGUCAUCUCAUCCGAUUGCGCCCUUUGUUUCAAUUCACCAUGUGGAAGCCGUGGAUCCAUUUUAUCCUGGGUUGAGCCCUUUGGAGAGCUUGAAGCUAUUCACGAAGGCAAUGAAGUCAGAACCUAGGAGCUUUUUGCAGCGGUCGAUCUGUUAUGACCAGGCACAUCAUCUCACAUUUUCGGUGUCGCUGGGUUACGCUGUUCAAGUGUUCCCAAACAUUGUGUAUCCCCGUGACUUGGAGCGGUCGGAGCAGACUUAUGUUGCCUGGAAUAGGAUCAGUCAAAGUAGUGAGUUUGACUUGGAUACUAGGAAUUCAUUAAGGUCCCUCUGCAAAAAACCAAUCCUGUUUUUCUUGAAAGAUAUAGGAAGAAGAGGGGAUGCUAUUGUGGGCACAUAUAUGCAAGAAAGAGGAAUAGAUGAUCUGAAAAGGAGAGUGUUUUGCUUUCUGCGGUCACCUCCCCUGCGUAAUGUGCAGAUUAUCAAGGUCUUAAGUUAUCCACUGAAAAAGAAUUGGCAUCUGGUACCGCGUCGAUUAUGUUGCCAGACAGAUGAAAUUAGGGGCGACACUCUCAGUUUGACUGUGGGCCAAUGUGAGAGUAGAGCUUUACAUUCCAUCAUUUGAUAAUGUGUGACUGGUAUGUGGCGGCGCUUGGUCUAGGGACCUCUUGUCGAGUUAAAGAAUUGAGUAGAGAAGCUGGAUCCUAUAAUGACCUUCCAGAGAUUCAACCGCCUCUGACUUUUCAUGGAUUAACAAUUACUGACUUCGGGUCUGUUAAUUACCUGCUUAGCAAGGUGCAGUCCAUGUAUGAGGCUGAUUUGUUCUAUGCAGUUAACUUGAUUGAGUUGAAGAUGGUUGUGCGAGCACUUAUCUCCGGAUUACAUUCUUUGCCUUCAUUUUGCUAAGAAGGUUGUACGAUGAUAAAUGAAGAUUUAGCAUUUCGAAAUUGAAA